ACAGCUGGACCAGCAGGCGGCGGAGACGCGCUCUCACGCAGCAGCAGCAGCAGCAGAAGAAGAAGAAGCAGACGCAGAGCGCCAUUUCGUGUUUGGCGCCCGAACAGAGAGGACUGGAGCCCCUGCUACACUCCUGAAGCCGCCGCAGAGGACUCGCUGACAGCAGCAGCCAUGAGGCGGUCGAGGGCGGACGUGCAGCGCUAUGUGUCUGCGGUUCAGAGCGCCUCUCCCUCGCUGAACGCGAAGCCCGUCAAAGGAUUUCUCUUUGCUAAACUCUACUUUGAGGCUAAGGAGUAUGAGCUGGCUAAAAGACAUGUUUCGGAGUAUCUGACCGUCCAGCCGAAGGAUCCUAAAGCGCACAAGUUCCUCGGGCAGCUGUUUGAGCGUGACGGCGAAACGGACAAAGCUGUGGGAUGUUACAAGCGCUCGGUGGAUCUGAAUCCGGCUCAGCACGAUCUGGUCCUGAAGGUGGCCGAGCUGCUGUGCAGUAAACCGGAGCAUGACAGCCGAGCUGAAUUCUGGGUGGAGAAAGCUGCCAGGCUUCUGCCGGGACACCCGGGCGUCUUCAGUCUGAGGGAGAAGCUUCUGAGUGCUCAGAGCGGCUCCAACCAGCUGUACGAGCUGCUGCAGGCGGAGCUCAAGCUGCGGCCCGCCAACACCUACAUCAACCAGAAGCUGGUGCAGCUCUACAGCGCCGAGGGCCGGCUCCAGGACGCCGUCAAACACUGCCUCGCCGUGGAGAGAGCCGGCGUCCUGAGACACUGUCUGCAGUGGUACCAGCUGUUAGUCAGCACCCUGCAGGAGUACAUCUGCCAGCCGAGCAUGUUGUCGAAUGAACAAGCGUCACGCAAGUUUCAGAAAGAGCUGCUGCUGGCGCAGUGUAGCUGUGUGAGACUGACGCUGACACUGAAGGACUGUGAGGAGAGCACCGCUGCACUCUGGAGUUUUGACUGUGCGAUGCAGGCUCUGAAGAACACAGCCACAAACACGGCGGACGAGCUGGCGGAGGUGUUCACGGAGAUGAGGGCGCACCUGUACCUGUACUCCGGGACGCUGCUGCUGAAGAGGGCACAGGACGGGGUGCAGCAGUGGAGGGCUGUGCUGGAUCUGGCCGCUCUCUGUUAUCUCGUAUCCUAUCAGGCUCCGAGACCCAAAGCCAGGAGCUUCAAGAGUGAGCAGGCGUCCCAUGAGCCUCUGGAGCUGCUGGCCUGUGAUCGUCAGAGUCAGGCGGGUCACAUGCUGCUGAACCUGAGCCGGGACGUGGAGCAGCUGCUGAAGGACGUGGUGGAGGCCUUCGGGAACCGGAGCGGCACGGGCCGUCUGUUCAGCGCACAGCUAUUCAGCGCACAGACGCAGGAGCAGCUCUCCUUCAUCUGCAACGAUGAUAUCCACGUCCUCAGCGUACAUGUGCCCAAAGCCGUGGAUCUGGCCAAGUGUGACAGCGGAGUGUCAGCAUCGCACGCGGGUGAUCUGCAGCAGCUGGCGUGGCUCGGUCUGCAGUGGGCGCUCAUGGGUCAAAGCGUGAGUCUGCAGGACUGGCUGAAGCAGCUCUUCCCUCGCCUCACGCUCGAGACCUCCAAACUGGACACCAACGCGCCGGAAUCCAUCUGCCUGCUGGACCUGGAGGUGUUCGUGUGCGGCGUGGUGUUCUGCAGUCAGGCGCAGCUGCAGGAGCGGGGGAAGAUGGCCUGCUCUCAGCCGCACGAGCCGCGCUGUCUGCCGCUGCACAUCAUGAAGCUGCUGUCGUCUGACAGACAGAGAGAGUGGUGGGAUGCUGUCUACAGCCUGAUUCACAAGAGAGCGCAGCCCGGGACGUCUGCUAAACUGCGUCUGCUCGUGCAGCACGGUCUGGGCACGCUGCGCGCCGGAGAGAAACACGGCCUGCAGCCGGCGCUGCUCAUACACUGGGCUAAACACCUGACUGACGCGGCUCUGCGGGUGAACUCCUACUACGAUCAGAAGGAGUAUGCUAGCCGCAGUGUGCACUACUGGAGGGUUGUGCUCCCCCUGCUGGAGAAGGUCCGACACAAACGCAGCAUCCCUGAACCCCUGCAGCCCAUGUUCAUGCACUUUCAGAGCAGAGACAUACAGCCCUCUCAGGUGCGAGUGUAUGAGGAAGAUGCAGUCAUAAGCUUCGCCACACUCCUUGACAUCGAGGGCAACACAGAGGAGGCCAUCGUGAAGCUGGAGCAGCUCAACAGCAUCUCGUCUAACUGGCAUCUGGCGAAGAUCUAUCAGAGGCUGUCGGAGGAGGCAGGGAACGGGCUUGAGGAAACUCAGGGCAUGUGCACCAGCUUCCUCCUGAAGUUCAGGAAAUACUUGGCCAAGAUUUAUCAGGCCAAUGCAGAGGAUAUGGAGAAGUUACCGGUGUCUAUGGAGGAGGUGAUGGAUUUGUUGAAUGAGGUCAGCCAGCAGCUUGAAGAUGUUGGUGAGAUGUGUGAAGAUCAGGUGGACUAUCCUGUGACAUCCAGCCCCGGGCAGCCCGCUGAAGGCCAUGUCAGAUUCUCCACUCCUUCCCCAUCCAAGAGUGCGACGUCUCCGUCCAAAAGAUCUGUGUUCUCCCCCAAAACACCACCUCACUGGGUGGAGGACCAGAAGUCACUGCUGCAGAUAUUAUGCCAGCAGGUCGAGGCCUUGAAGAAUGAGGUUCAUGACCUGCGCCAUAACUCUUCAGAUGCCACGCCAUCCUCGUAUAGGAUGCAUAGAGACAAUUAUGCUGCAGAAGGACUUCAGGAAACAUUUCCUGCGGCGCAGACACUCCACGGUGUUCCUCUCACUGUUGCUACUACAGGUCCCUCUGUGUACUAUAACCAGUCUCCAGCAUAUAAUUCACAGUAUCUUCUGCACACCGCUGCGAAUGUCACACCAACAAAGGGCCCAGUAUAUGGGAUGAAUCGUCUUCCUCCACAGCAGCAUAUGUAUUCCUACCAACAAUCAACACACACCCCACCUCUCCAGUCAACACCCGCAUGCAUGUAUCCUCAAGAACAGGUCUUCGGUCCUCCCAUCCGCUUUGAGUCACCAGCUACAUCCUUACGGCCUCCUGCCAAAUUGUUUUCUUUUGGACUUUCUGGAGAUUCCGCUAAAAGCGCCACCAGCACUGAUGUCAGCUCAAAGGGCUUCACAUUUGGAUCUCAAGUUCCAGUUUCUUUUAAGUUUGGAUCGAAGGAUGCUGCCGUCACAUCUGCUGGCUUUGUAGCUCAGGCUGAGAAGAAAGCAAUUCAGUCUGAUGCACCACAACAAGAGAAAGUGUCAGCAGGUCCAGCAGUCCCAUUUGGCACUGGAUUUGGUGCUCAGUUUGCCAAAGGAUCGAAGGAUGCUGCCGUCACAUCUGCUGACUUUGUAGCUCAGGCUGAGAAGAAAGCAAUUCAGUCUGAUGCACCACAACAACAGAAAGUGUCAGCAGGUCCAGCAGUCCCAUCUGGCACUGGAUUUGGUGCUCAGUUUGCCAAGAAAGAGGGUCAGUGGGACUGUGACUCCUGCCUAGUGAGGAAUGAUGCCUCAGCAACUGAAUGCGUUUCUUGCCAAGCCCCCUGCAGCACUGAAAAAAGUAAAGCAACAUCGCAAGGUGGGCUAGCUGCCAUGUUUGGUAAAAAAGAUGGACAGUGGGACUGUGACACUUGCCUGGUAAGAAACAAAGGUUCGUCCAGCCAUUGUGUUUCAUGUCAGACAGCAAACCCAAAUAUGAAAAACACGACCUCUGCUGCACCGUCAAGUUCCUCUUUUUCCUUCAGUUUUGGUAGUUCUAGCAGCCAACCUGCUGCGACAGGAUUUAAAGCCAACUUCAAUCCAGGCACUGCUUCCUUUCAGUUCGGCACAAGUCAGGAUAAAGCAUCCUCAGAAGGCUUCAAGUUUGAGUCAUCCACAACUGAGGCUGAAAAGUCAUCAGGCAGUUCAAGUUUUCCCUUUUCCAUGUCGGCGCCUGUUGGCGGAUUUAAGUUUGGCAUUACAGAAUCUGAGGCAAAACCAUCAGAUGAACAGUCCCAAAAUGGAUCUGCGUCUGACCUCCUCAAAAAUAUUGCUGAGCUUCACAAAGAGAAAGAGGCAGCCCCAAGUUCAUCAGAACAGUCUGUAGACGCUGAUAGUCACGAUAAUAAUCCCCUCUUUACUGGAAAGCCUGACACCUUUAGUUUCGCUGACUUGGCAAAGUCACAAGGCAGUUUUCAGUUUGGCCAGAAUGAUCCCGCUUUCAAAGGCUUUGCAGGGGCUGGCGAGCAGCUCUUUACAGGAGUUAAUUCCAGCUCCAAGGCCGACACCUCUGUCGAUCAAGAUGAUGAAAUGUACAAAACCGAUGAGAAUGACGAUAUUCAGUUUGAGCCCGUUGUUCAGAUGCCGGAGAAGGUCGACCUUGUUACAGGCGAAGAAGAUGAGAAAGUCUUGUAUUCACAGCGCGUCAAACUCUUCAGAUUUGAUACGGAAACAAACCAAUGGAAAGAAAGAGGAGUUGGCAACCUUAAACUGCUCAAGAAUAGCCAGAACGGGAGACUUCGAGUUCUUAUGAGGAGAGAGCAGGUGUUUAAAGUGUGUGCUAAUCAUUGGAUCACAACCACAAUGAACUUAAAGCCUCUCUCUGGCUCGGAUCGAGCCUGGAUGUGGAUGGCCAGUGACUUCUCAGAUGGAGAUGCCAAAUUAGAACAACUUGCUGCAAAAUUCAAAACACCACAGCUUGCAAAAGAGUUCAAGCUGAAAUUCGAGGAGUGUCAGCGACUGCUUUUGGACAUUCCUUUGCAGACGCCUCACAAGCUCGUGAACACUGGCAGAACGGCCCAGCUUAUAAAGCAAGCUGAAGAAAUGAAAUCUGGGCUUAAGGACCUCAAAUCAUUCUUGACUUGCCAAAACAAGGAUGACAAAAGUUGCGAUACAAGUCAUAGUACCUCUGCAGUUGUAGUUAAGCUCGACUCUGAGAGCACCGCACCCACUUUAGAAUGGGAUAAUUAUGAUUUGCGAGAGGAAACGCACGAGGACUGUGCCAGCUCCUCUGUGUGCAAUACUCCAGUAGCUAAAAAUUUAUUCUGCUUUGGCGAAUCGUCCACAGGCUUCAGUUUCAGUUUUCAGCCUAUUCUCAGUCCCUCUAAGUCUCCAUCUAAGCUAAACCAGAGCCAGGCUUCUGUUGGCACAGAUGAUGAGCAAGAAGCGUCGCAGGAGGAAGAGCGAGAUGGUCAGUACUUCGAGCCUGUUGUGCCAUUGCCUGAUCUUGUUGAAGUCUCAACAGGAGAGGAGAACGAGCAAGUCCUUUUCAGUCACCGGGCCAAAUUAUACCGCUAUGAUAAAGAUCUCAGUCAGUGGAAGGAACGAGGUAUAGGAGACCUUAAAAUACUACAACACUAUGAAACAAAGCGUGUCAGACUCGUGAUGAGACGGGACCAGGUCCUCAAACUGUGUGCAAACCAUUGGAUUGCUUCCAAUAUGAAGCUCAAGCCCAAGAAAGGAGCCGAGAAAGCAUGGAUCUGGAGUGCCUUUGAUUUUGCUGAAGAGCAGGGCACGGUGGAACAGCUGGCGGUUCGAUUUAAACUGCAGGAAACUGCAGAUGCUUUCAAAGAAAUCUUCGAAGAGGCGAGGACUGCACAGGAAAAAGACACUCUACUCGCCCCGUUUUCUGCGAGAGUACCUGCCUCCACCCAGGAGACGCUUUGUGGCCAGGCUGCAGUUGCUGUACUUGAGGAAACCACAAAAGAACGUACCGGACUCUCUGAGGAAGACGGUCCUAAUCCGGAUGGGACACCGGGGGCAAAGCUUGGUGCUCAAAGCAGCAAGAAUGUGGUCUCUCCUCCUAAGUUUGUCUUUGGGUCAGACUCUGUGCAGAAGAUCUUUAGAAGCCCUUCGCCAUCAAAAGAAAAAUCUCCUGUUGUGAUUCCCAGUUCAGAAGAUGAGGAAGUAAGUGCCUCGAGACUGAAAACCUCUGGACCAGCAGUGACCAGCCAGUCAUCGGUUGGGACUCCUUUCAGCAUACCAACAAGAAGUUUGGAUUUUAGGCUUUUCAAACAUAAUCCUAUGACUUUUUGGACCUGCGCAUCAGCCACCCAGUUUGAAGCCCAAGUUUCCUCUCCGUCAGAGCAGAAGAGCGCUCCGGACGAGUGUGAUGAGGAUGAGGAUGAUGUUGAGAUGGUGUAUGUGCUGAAGCCCACGAGAGAGCAAGCAGAGCUGGCUGCCAGACUGAUGCUUCCUCAUACCUUCUUCUGUUAUAAAAACCUUCCAGGAUAUGUCAGCGACGAUGACCGCGAUGAUGAGGAUUUUGAGAGCGCAGUGAGGAGUCUGAAGGGGAAGCUGUGUGCGGAUGGAGCCGAUGGAGCGUCUGAUCACGACUCGGAGGUCAGUCUGGUGUGGGAGAAGCAGUCGACUGCAGACGAGGAGCAGCGAGCCAGACGCCUCCUGCUGUCUCCCGCUGUCCUGUGCAACGUCAGCAGCGACUCCGAGCCGGAGGCAGAGAACCCAGAUGACUUCAGCACUAAGCUCCAGAAGCUGCAGCAGGAGCAGGUGAUGAAUGUUUCUGAUCUUCACAUCGCCGUGAGCACAGCACCCAAGCCUUCCCAUGAUGCAGCAGCUGUGGACACGAGCAGCGGCGGAGCAGAAGAGCGUCAGACUGACGGCAGCCGUCCCAUCGACCUCUCCACCAAGAGAAGCAGUGAGAGCGACAGCACCGCUACAGCAGGUCUCGCUUUUGGAUUUGAAUCUGCGGGUGAGGUUUCAUUUGCAGAACUGGCAAAGGGUUCAGGUGAAUUAGCAUUUUGCAAAAGAGAUGAUGAUUUCUCAUGGUCAGACGCAGGAGCCAGAGUCUUUGGAAGCGCAGCGACACAAAAUGAAGGAGAAAAGGCUCGCAGUGAAGCAGAAGAGGAGGGCAGUGAUGAAGAGACGACUCAUAAUGAGGAGAUCCACUUUGAGCCGAUCGUGUCUCUGCCUGAGGUGGAGGUGAGGUCUGGUGAGGAGGACGAGGAGAUCCUGUUCAGAGAAAGAGCCAAACUUUACCGCUGGGACCGCGAGCUCAACCAGUGGAAGGAGCGCGGCGUGGGAGACCUCAAGAUCCUAUUCCACCCGCUGAAGAAGAGCUACCGCCUGCUGAUGAGACGCGAGCAGGUGCUCAGAGUCUGCGCCAACCACAGCAUCAGCCCGAGCAUCGAGCUCAAGCCCAUGAACACCUCGGCUAACUCUCUGGUGUGGACCGCCACAGACUACGCAGAGGGAGACGGGAAAGUGGAGCAGCUGGCGGCCAAGUUCAAGACUUCAGAGCUGGCGGAGUCCUUCACACGAGCCUUCACAGACUGCCAGAGCCGCAUGUGUCAGACUGACGCCGCUCAGGUGUCUGCCGCCGAGGCGCUGUCUCGAGACUCCAACCCUGUGGUGUUCUUCGACAUCACCGUAGAUGACGAGCAUGCUGGGAGAGUCGUCAUGGAGCUCUUCGCUCACAUCGUGCCCAGAACGGCGGAGAACUUCCGGGCUCUGUGUACGGGAGAGAUGGGCUUCGGCUACCGCCAGUCCAUCUUCCACAGGAUCGUCCCGGACUUCAUGUGUCAGCAGGCCUGAGCCGGACCUCACUGACGCCGGUCUGUCUCACAGCAGUGAAGUCUGUCAGACACAGAGUCCAGCUGGAGGUGCUCAGAUCCUCAGAAAUGACCAGAAGCAGCAG
This is a messenger RNA of Sinocyclocheilus grahami, 7621 nucleotides long. Its product is annotated as E3 SUMO-protein ligase RanBP2-like. The record is from RefSeq and is a predicted model, not a curated record. NCBI's taxonomy places the organism in Eukaryota, Metazoa, Chordata, Actinopteri, Cypriniformes, Cyprinidae. Gene Ontology annotation, molecular function: GTPase activator activity; protein binding; peptidyl-prolyl cis-trans isomerase activity. Gene Ontology annotation, biological process: protein peptidyl-prolyl isomerization; NLS-bearing protein import into nucleus. Gene Ontology annotation, cellular component: cytoplasm; nuclear pore.